CAGAAUUAUUCUCUAAUAAUUUUCCCAUAACAUUUUAUUUUGUAAAAAUUGCUAACAUUUUCUACACGGGCACAAAAGUAUAAAAAAAGAAAAACAAUAAAUAUAUUUUGUUGUUUCAUAUGAAAAUAAUAGUAAAAAACCAAACGAUUAUACUGAAAAAGAUCGCACGUUCGUAAUAAAUCUUAAAAAAUUGAGAUAAAAUAUUUGUGAUAGUCGGUCAGCUGAAUAUUCUGCGCCAGCUGUCAGUUUUUGUUUACAAAUUUGCAUUGAUUAGAAGCAGUUUUCCAAUUGGACAUUGUGACCAAAGAUUUAAAAAAACACGACUAAACAAAAAAUUAUUGCAAAACUGAUUGUUGCCAAUUUUUAAAAUAAAAACCUGAAAAAUGCCAAAAAGUUAACAAAACAAGGCUAAGAGAAUCUUUAAAAAUUAAACCAAUGACCGAUGCGGUUGUAGGCUUUCGAUUAUAAGCAUAUCCUGAUAAUAUAUUGCCAUUAAGCACAAAAUGAUUACUGAACAAAGUAAAAUACAACAAACAUCAAGCGCACAACAUCAGCACCAACAUGAACUUGGCAACAUUCCUAUGAACAACACAACGGUCUUCGUAGAACGUUUUUUUGGGGCGUUCUAUUGGAAAGAAUUUGCUUGCGGAUGCGGUGCCGCAUUCGUUAACAUUGGCAUUACGUAUCCCAUUUAUAAAAUGAUAUUUCGCCAAAUGCUGCACGGUGUUCGCAUUUCAUCCGCCUUCGGUCAGCUUCGGCAUGAAGGAUUGUUGUAUUUAUACCGCGGUAUGUUUCCUCCCCUCGCACAAAAAACUAUCUCAUUGUCUAUAAUGUUUGGGGUUUUCGAUGGUACGCGCCGUUAUCUGCUUGACGAUUUUCAUAUGAAUGCGUACAAAGCGAAACUAAUAGCUGGAAUGGCAGCGGGUACCGUAGAAACGUUGUUACUUCCAUUCGAACGAGUUCAAACACUAUUGGCGGACUCAAAAUAUCACAAGUAUUUUGCGAAUACACAACGAGCGUUUGGAUAUGUGCUAACAAAUCAUGGAUUCAAAGAACUGUAUCGUGGAAUAGUACCCGUGCUUUGGCGAAAUGGCCCAUCAAAUGCCAUGUUCUUUAUAUUGCGUGAAGAAGCUAGUUUACAUUUACCACAAAGGUCGUCUGUUUCCGGAAAGGCGGCACAAGAAUUCAUAGCUGGAGCUGUUAUUGGAGCCAGUACAAGCACUCUAUUUUAUCCGCUUAAUGUUAUAAAAGUGGCCAUGCAAAGUGAUAUGGGACAUCCAUCAGAAAGUAUGUGGAAAACAUGUUUAAAAAUAUACCGUGACAGAGGCAGCAGUAUUGCAUAUUUUUAUCGAGGCUGUGGUUUUAAUACGGCCCGUUCGUUUGUAAGUUGGGGCGUUAUGAAUACCGCCUAUGAAAAUUUAAAGCAUCUCAUGAGUACAUAUUAAAUUAUUGCAAUUUGUUUUUAAAAAUAACAAUAACACUAUUACCACCUCAUAACAUUCAGCCAAAGGUAAAUUAUAACUCUCGAAGCUAAUCACUAAUUUAAUGUAUUAGUUAACAAACAACAAAAAAAUACAGAAUUACAAAAAAGUAAGGCCAGAAAUAGUAUGUGUUGCUAUUUUUUGUUGUCCUUAUAUUUAUAGUUACUAUUACCUAUUUUAAUUUAAUUUUAUAUAAUUUAUUUAUAAACAAUUUUAUGACCAAUAAGACCAAAUGACUGACUACAAUUUGACUGGUUUGUGUAAAAGAGUACAAACUAACAUACAUAAGUACUAAAUAUGGUGGUCAUCCAUUUGAUUUUCCUCUCGCUUAAGUAUUUGCUUUAAUAAGUUGUUGCCUUAUUCUUCUAGGAUACGAAUAUAUUUUGUAAAUAAUUAAUUAAUGCCCAUAUGAUGAUAUGCGUCAUUUUCAAAUUAUAUAAGGAAUGUGUUUCAUUUUAAUUUUUGCAAAUUUUGGACGCUAAUACAAUAAAUUGUGUGUAAAUACAAUUGUUUAUUGUAUGUAUUAAAGUAAAAUGUAUAAAAUAUCAUUAUAUAAAUACAAAAUUCUUAGAAAAUCUAUUCAUACAAACAUAACAUAGUUAAUUAAUAUUGUUAUUCUACCUACAACUUAAAUAGCAAUUUCUGCAAAACAAAAAAAGAAUAAAAUAAUUUUAUAUAUGUAUAAAACAAUAGUUAAAUUAUGAAGGAAAGCAUUUAUUCAUAUGUACUAUUUAUUAUGUGUAACAAGAUGAAAAAUAUUAACAAUUAACGAUUUUGUGAAUAUGUGUACUUUGUGUGAUUUUAUUAAGUUCUAAACUUUAUCUAUAGGUUUAGUUGAUUGUUAUUUUUAAAUAAAUUGGAUUGAUCAAAAUAUAACUCUUAAAA
This is a messenger RNA of Calliphora vicina (urban bluebottle blowfly), 2366 nucleotides long. RefSeq names its product mitochondrial nicotinamide adenine dinucleotide transporter SLC25A51. Gene Ontology annotation, cellular component: mitochondrion. The record is from RefSeq and is a predicted model, not a curated record. Bases 504 to 1445 code for a protein of 313 amino acids. NCBI's taxonomy places the organism in Eukaryota, Metazoa, Arthropoda, Insecta, Diptera, Calliphoridae. Gene Ontology annotation, molecular function: NAD transmembrane transporter activity. The transcript has 4 exons.